AUGCUUGAUCUCGCGGACUUCAUCAGUGACCGUGGUGGGAACCCAAACAAAAUCAAGGAAAGCCAGCGGAGACGUUUCGCUCCCGAAAGUGUCGUUGAUGAGGUUCUUGCCUUGUAUGAGGAGGCCCGGCGUGCGCGGUAUGAUGUUAUGCAGAUAAACUCCCAGCUUAAUGCGGUUCAAAAAGAAAUUGGGAAGAAAAAGAAGAAUAAGGAAGAUGCAAGCGACUUGAUGGAACAAAAGGCCGGCUUGGAGAACCGCAAAAAGGAUGCCGAGGAACUUGCCCUUCAAAAGGAAAAGCAAAGGGACGGUAAAAUUCGAACGAUCGGUAACCUUGUCCACGAAUCAGUCCCCGUUAGCAAUAAUGAAGAUGACAACGCUGUAGUAAGAAUGUGGACGCCGGAAAAUGUCAAGGUCGAGAAGCGCGAUUGCCUUUCUCAUCAUGAGGUACUCACACGUCUUGAUGGAUUUGACCCAGAGCGUGGUGUCAAGGUGGUUGGUCACCGCGGUUACUGUUUGACAGGAUUCGGCCUUUUUCUCAAUCUCGCUCUGAUAAACUAUGGCCUAGAAUUUCUCUGGGGAAAGGGCUACAAGCCCAACCAACCUCCGCAAUUCAUGCUCAAGGAAAUGAUGGCGAAAACCGCCCAACUAGAGCAAUUCGAUGAGGAGCUGUACAAGGUCACGGAAAGUGAAGAUAAGUCCACGGACAAGUAUCUCAUUGCUACCUCGGAGCAACCUUUGUCUGCUCUGCAUGAUGGGGAAUGGCUGCAAGACAAAGAUCUUCCAAUCAAGUAUGCCGGGUAUAGCACAUGCUACCGGAAAGAGGCUGGUGCACACGGUAAAGAUGCCUGGGGUAUUUUUCGUGUUCAUCAGUUUGAAAAGAUUGAACAAUUCGUUCUCACGAAACCAGAAGACUCUUGGCAAGCAUUUGAAGAAAUGAUGGCUACCUCGGAAGAGUUCUAUCAAUCUCUUGGACUGCCGUACCAAGUUGUCGCUAUUGUUUCGGGGGCAUUGAACAAUGCUGCCUCAAAGAAGUAUGACCUCGAGGCGUGGUUCCCAUUUCAAGGAGAAUACAAGGAACUAGUGUCCUGCUCCAACUGUACCGAUUACCAAUCCAGGGCACUUGAAAUUCGGUAUGGCACAAAGAAGGCCACUGAUGUGAAGAAGUCCUAUGUUCAUGCUUUGAAUGCGACUUUGUGUGCCACAGAGCGUACACUAUGCUGUGUACUUGAAAAUUACCAAACAGAUGAUGGUAUUAUUGUGCCGGAGCCUUUGAGGAAAUAUAUUCCAGGCGCCCCCGAGUUCAUCCCCUAUACCAAGGAGCUAGCCAAGGACAGUACUUCUAACAAGUCUAAGUCUAAGCAGUCUUCGAAGACUACGAGUGGGCCUGAAGAAACCGCGAAGAAACUAGAAGGCCUUCAGGUUUGA
Aspergillus sclerotioniger CBS 115572 is the source of this 1425-nucleotide messenger RNA. RefSeq names its product serine--tRNA ligase SES1. The transcript has 7 exons. NCBI's taxonomy places the organism in Eukaryota, Fungi, Ascomycota, Eurotiomycetes, Eurotiales, Aspergillaceae. Gene Ontology annotation, molecular function: tRNA binding; ATP binding; serine-tRNA ligase activity. The record is from RefSeq and is a predicted model, not a curated record. Gene Ontology annotation, cellular component: cytosol. Gene Ontology annotation, biological process: seryl-tRNA aminoacylation. The coding region runs from base 1 to 1425 and encodes 474 amino acids.